Diospyros lotus (date-plum) is the source of this 485-nucleotide messenger RNA. Its product is annotated as auxin-responsive protein SAUR21-like. Gene Ontology annotation, biological process: response to auxin. Lineage: Eukaryota; Viridiplantae; Streptophyta; Magnoliopsida; Ericales; Ebenaceae. The coding region runs from base 75 to 359 and encodes 94 amino acids. The record is from RefSeq and is a predicted model, not a curated record. The transcript has a single exon.
UUCUUUCAAUAACAAAGCCCUUUGAGAUCAAUUACUUCGCAUUUCUUGUACAAGAACAGUAACUCAAGAAUCAGAUGGGUAUUCGCUUGCUCAGAGCUGUUCAUGCCAAGCAGAUCCUCAGGAGAGUUCUUUCGACUGCAGUGGCAGAUGUUCCUAAAGGCCAUAUUGCUGUUUAUGUUGGUGAAACUGAGAGGAAACGCUUUGUUGUGCCGGUUUCAUAUCUGAAGCAUCCUUCGUUUCAGAGCUUGCUCAGCCAAUCUGAAGAGGAGUUUGGAUUUGAUCAUCCAAUGGGUGGUCUUACAAUCCCAUGUAGGGAAGAAAUCUUCCUCAGUCUUACGCGCAAUAUAAGUUCUUUGUAAUUGAGGAGGAGAUAGAUUCAAAUUUUAGCACUUAGGAGGAGUGAUCACUUUGAACACCAUUUAUCAGAAAAGCAACCUCUCCAAUUUUGGAUUAAUCUGGAGAACUGGGUUGUUUCAUGUACAUCA